UGGAUAUUAUAUCAGUUAUUGGAUGUUGAGCAAUGACAUUGAGGCUGCUUCAAACCUGGUAAUGAGAGACGAAAGGAAGAAAACUAGAGACACGGAAGUCGGUAGUACGAAAACGAGGUCUCACGUACCCAUGUCUGAGCGUCAACAGUUUGCCUUGUUGAAACAAUUGGAGACUGAAAAGUGCAUGAGCGUUAAAGGAUCUGAUAAACGUGAUAAUAGACGUUCUUUAUCUAUUCGAGAUGUAAGUCUAGUUCGCCUGGCAAGAAAUGGUGAUUUGGAUUCAGUAAAACAAAUGAUAAAGGAUGGAGCUAAUGUGAAUGAACAAGACGAAAGUGGUUGGACAGCGUUGCAUGAAGUAUGUAUGCGAAAUGUUCCACGAAUGGUUGAAUAUUUACUACGACAUGGAGCUGAUCCUGGUAUAGUGAAUGUGAAUGGUGACACAGCACUUCAUUGUGCUGUGCGAAUAGGAUCUUUGCGUACUGUUCGAGCACUCUUAUACUACAAUGCCAAUCCCUUAGUAUCCAACCAUAAAGGUGAUAAGCCGUUGGAUUUAUGUCAAGACUCUGAAGUCUCCAGUUUUCUUAAACAACAUAUUGAUAACAAUCAGUUAAAUAUGGUUUCUUCAUCUGGUCAUGGAAAAUUGAAGGUUAGCCGUCAACAUUCAACAACAUCACAUAAUACAAAACACUUAACAUCUAGCUCCUCCUCUGUUGAACAUUACACUGGGUCAAAAGAUAACAAUAGUCUAACGAGUAUAUCUGACGAUGUUUAUUCCGAUUCAGAUGGUCAUGAUGAUAAUGGUAACGAAAAUGAUGGUGAUGCUGAUGAUGAUGGUUAUUCAAAUUUAGGUGUGAGCAAAUCUACCACUCAUUUAUCGCAUAGUCAUAAUAUGAUCAGUCCAACAAAUAGUCAUCAUUCUGAUAUGAUGAAUAAUUUGUCUUCUAGUGGUCAGUAUAGUCAUCAAACAUCCAGCAGUAGUCCAUCGGUGUUAUCAUCUGUACAAAAAUGUAUGCCUGAUAUGCACAGCUCAACAAAGUCCUCGAAAAAAGAUCCGUAUGCAUUUGAAGAUGAUGAGAAUGACGACACAGUGAAUAGUUCUGCCAACACAUUACUUCAUUCGUCGGCAGUCUCCACUGGACAAAUUGGAAUUCAUUCUAAUUGUAGCAGUAGUGGUGGUGGUGGCGGUGGUGGAGGUGCUGGCUUUAUUGGUACAGUAACAUCGACUAGAUCAAAUAUUACUAAUACCAGUCCUAAUAAUAGUGGCAGUAGCCUGUUGUCAAAGCCAUCCCGCCAAAUCUCUUCAUCUAAUUUGUCUACUGUAGUAGAGUCCGGAAAUACUAGUUCGGAUAGUAAUCAUAGUUAUAAUACAACUGGUGGACCUCCACUUCGACUUCGGUUUGCUAAAGAAGCUGGACAAUACACACUAAUGGAACAACAACAGCAGCAACAGGUUGAUUUGUCGUCAUUGUCGAAUUGUGAUAUCAAUUCCAGUGGUGGAACAACUGAAGUAUCUAAUUUCAAUAGUAUGAACGAUAACAAUACCAGUGGUGGGAGCAGUAACAAUAACAAUAAUAUUGCUGGUCAUCUGGAUAGUAAUACUAAUAAUAUUGACAACAGAAAUGAUCAAGACGUCGGUUUAUUGGUGUCAAUGAGAAGCGAACAGUUGACGGGACAAGAUUUAGAUAAUAUUUCUACAUCGUGUCAAUCGGAAUCAUCAGGAGGUGAAGAGUCGUCGCAAAAAGUUCCACCUUUACGUAUUAAGUUUGCGUCAGGCACAUCCGGAGAUAAUGAAUCCUCUGUAACCUCAUUGUCAGCGUCAGUUGGAGCGCCUAGUGGAUAUUCCAUCCAUCUAAACAAUUCUGAUAGUCAUAACAACAAUGAUAAUAAUCUGGAAAAUAAUGGGAAUGACGAGGUAGAUAGAAAGGAUAAGUUUGAUAUUAAAUCUCGGCUAUCUGUUGACGAUGUCAGUCGAAGUGAUGGUAAAGAGCUUGCAGCUUCCAUUUCAACCAAUACUCUCAAUACAAUCUCUUCAAGUACAUCAGAGAAAGAAAAAAUUGACAGAAGUCAUGAUCAUGGUUUAAGUCACCACUCCAAAACUCAUAGAUCUCAUAGUCAUAACACUACAAUGAAUCCCAAUACAUCACAACAUCCUGUUGACUCCAGUACAAGUUUGUCAACUUCUUCAAGUCCUGUACCUACAACCUGUUCGACUCCGACGACAACUACUGUCAACUCGACAGGCAAUAGUGGUGUGGUUAGCAGUACAGGUACAGGUAGUUCAAGUCGUUCAAAGGUGGAAAGUACACAAGAGGCGAAUAACAGUCAUGCAAAUAAUGCCAGCAGUAACAGCAGCAGUCGGACAACCAACAGCAAUAGAGAGACGGGGAAAGAGACGCAUCGACAUCGUAGUGGGCGUACAUUGCGUUCACAUACAGCCGCUCAACGUGAAAAGGAGGAAAAGGAACGUCAUACCGAUGACACUAGUCCAAUUAAAAAGCGUAAACUACGCUCAAGGUCAGAUGCUUCAAGUCACGAUAGUAAUACUACUACUAAUAAUAACAGCAAUUCACAGAAUCGCAACAGUGGGAAUACUGCAGCUGGAAAUGAUCAUAGUUCAUCUGCAGUUACCACUACCCAGUCUGGAUCCACGCCUACUUCCAGUGUUUUAUCGUCUACAAAUACCGCUGUUGUAAAUACAGAAGUAAGUAACGAUCUACCUCUAACAUCGAGUACUACUAUCCCCCAGGUUGAUACUCCUAUGACUAAUGAAGAGAAAAAACCACCUGUUGUCAGUGCUCAGACAGUAAUUACCGACGAAGACACUGAUGUACCUAUGCCAGAUGUUUCUGAAUUAGAACAAAAGCCUGUAAGUAUGGAUGUCGAUGUUAAAUCUGAGACAUGUGGUUCGCCUGCAUCAGUUGCUACACUGAGUAUGGAUACAACCACUAAUAUGGAUGUGCAAGUGCCAUCAACAAUCACACCCCCGUCAUUGUCGUCAUCAGUGUCAAUAACAACAACAACAACAACAACACCAGCAGUAACCAUGUCCACAGCAUCAGUGGAACAGUCAGGAGGGUGUCAGGGUGAAGCAGAUACGAAUGUGGAUUAUUUACUAUGUCCUGCUGGUCCUGGAGAUGAGGAUCGGAAAGAUAUUGAGCUGCUUAAAUUUCAAAAUCCUUAUGAGAAAGCAGCUGAACUGAAUAAAGGUUUGCGUGAGCUUGUUAAGAAUCUUGUGAAAGUUCAUCCCAAAGCACCGUGUGGUUAUCAAGACUAUCUUCUGGUUACGCGUAAUUACCUGUUGGCUAAUCAACCAUCCUUUGCUACUUAUAUGAAACGUUUACCACCAGGUAAUUUGGAGCCAGCUUUUGUUGAAUUAUUCAAUGAACAAGAAGAAGAACGUUAUGCUCAAGCAUUGAAGCAUCAGUCCGAACGGGAACACCUCCAGUUGGGAGCAGAACAAGCUGUACUACGUGCUCAAACACGUGGGGCUUUAGCAGUUGCCAAUCAAUCGAAACCCUAUUCAUUUUGUUCCAUAUUAUCUUAUAACGAUUUAACAUAUAUACCACCGGUCGGAAAAGAAGAUAAUCGGGAAGAAGAAAGUGUUCGUGGUCGUUUCACACCGCGUACAUUUAUCGGUUGGCUUCAGGAUAUAAUUGAUACAUAUCAAAGCGAAAAGAAAAAAUUGUUAUGUCGUCAGCUUCAUGAAGCAGAAUCCUUAAUGAUGGUGCAAAAACUUGACUGGGAGAUGAAAGCGCGUGAAACACUGGCCAAUGUGGAUUGUAUCGGCCUAGAUGGAUUCAAAGAUAUUCCAGGUAGUUGUGUACCAAUGAUUCCAGUGCCGAAUGAUUUUCCAUUAUUCGCUCAUGAUCCAGUGCAUCGAUCAACUUCUAUGACAAUGACCAGUAAUAGCAACAGCAAUAGUAAUACUGGUGGUAAUCCCAUUUCUGCAACUAGCACUGUGAUGAAUAGCAUCUCUACUCCUGCCAUAAAGACAACAGCGCCUACUAACACUGUCAGUACGACAACAUCCAACCCGUAAACUGUAAACAAUGAAAUAAGAAUAAGAGUAGUAAUCAUCCAAGAGAAUUGUGCAUUUUCCACAUAUUUCUGUCUAUGUGUGUUCAUAGAUGUGUACAUAUAUGUAUAUAAUUAAUGUGUAUUUGAUUAUCUGUCAGUAUUAUUGGUAGUAUAACCAAUUAUUUUAAAGGACUGAGUUUAAUGAACAAAGAGUAUUUUUUUUUCCUGUAAGUUCUUCAUUAUGUUCUACAGUUGUAUGACCAAAAUUAAUAAACAAUUAUU
Molecule: messenger RNA, 4299 nt
Organism: Trichobilharzia szidati
Lineage: Eukaryota; Metazoa; Platyhelminthes; Trematoda; Strigeidida; Schistosomatidae
Source: the annotation of a GenBank genome assembly